UACUUAGAGCUUUUAAUGAAUUUCCUUUUGCACAGACAUCAGAUAGUAGUGGAAAACGAAAGCUGCAACAGCUCUCAACUACUGCAAGAUAUGGCCGAUAGGAAAGUGGGACCUUGGCGCCUUAACGGUAACAAUACUGAAGGCUCACAGACCCAGCAUGAUGAAGAAGAAAGAGCAAUUGUUAAGACUGAAGCCGAAAAUUUCUCUAAUCACCGAGAGCUUUCUGCUAGUCCGAGAACAAAUAACGCAUUCUCAUCCAACUACAAAUCCGACAACCAGUCGAUUUCAACGAGCUACCAAUCAUCAGCACAAUCAGAUUCCGAUGUGUGCUCAGGACGCAGUACAGUGGUGUCCACCCCUCUGGCCACCUUAGGAUUCUUUCCUGGUGCAAACAUGCGAGAGGGAGAUCUAAAUUCUCAGUAUCAUUUCAACACAUCAAACCUAGAAACAUCAACUGUUGCCCUGACAGGAGUCUCUUCUACAGCCGCUCUAUACUUGCCCACAUCGCAACAUACCAAGUUAUACCCAUUUCAGUUCCAAGAUUCCGCCGGACAAGCUCAAGCAGUUCCUUGUUCUUCAGCCGCUAACUUAUGGCCUCAGAACCCAGAAGACUAUGCAGCGAAGUUUGGACAAAGAUUAGCCGCCUUCUCGUCACAACACGGCCAAGCUACCAGCCUGCCUUGGCCAACCUACUCCCCUUAUCUCAGCCCAGAACUUACUGCAGGGUGGAUCAGCUACGACACUGCCACCGGGGCCACCGCUAACAGCGGCUUUCAAUACGGAAUACAGGGGAUUGGAUCAUUAAACCAACCAAUCGGCCGGAGAGCCACCCGUGACGCAACCACUCUUUCUCGACAAAGCACGGGUCUCUCUCAGGCUCCCUUAGGGCUAAGUUCUUUACCUUAUGCUUUCUACCCAUCUUCUAGCGUUAUCUCUUCCAAUCAAGCAGCAGUUGCACAGCGAUCAUCUCCUGCAUUAGCCUUACCCACGUCAAUCCAGCACGCCACUUCUGCGUCUGCCAUUGCCUACAACCAGAAUAGCCUUCGCACUCAAGCAGUAGCCUACCAGCAGCUGCUCCAAGGACUGCCAUCCGUACAGAACCCUACGUCAUUUCCGGGGAUCUUUUCCACUGAAAUAAGAGCUAAACCUAUAAGUAGUGAUGCAGGUGAUUCCAAAGCAGAACAAAGCACACUCGAGUCAAGUGAUGAAGAACAGGAAAAUGAAAUAAAAUUCCACAACAUUGCCGAUAUCAUUAAUAGUGAGGCAGAGUUCAGUGAAGUUUGA
Limulus polyphemus (Atlantic horseshoe crab) is the source of this 1284-nucleotide messenger RNA. RefSeq lists its product as uncharacterized. NCBI's taxonomy places the organism in Eukaryota, Metazoa, Arthropoda, Merostomata, Xiphosura, Limulidae. The coding region runs from base 16 to 1284 and encodes 422 amino acids. The transcript is spliced from 4 exons. The record is from RefSeq and is a predicted model, not a curated record.